This is a messenger RNA of Cuculus canorus (common cuckoo), 1955 nucleotides long. RefSeq names its product LYR motif containing 7 (gene LYRM7). NCBI's taxonomy places the organism in Eukaryota, Metazoa, Chordata, Aves, Cuculiformes, Cuculidae. The record is from RefSeq and is a predicted model, not a curated record. Gene Ontology annotation, biological process: mitochondrial respiratory chain complex III assembly.
GGAUUGGACAGUCUCACGUCUGCAUUGGCUGCAAGUGAGGCUGCAAUUCCUUGAUCAGGAAUUGAGGUGAAGCGUGUUAGAUAUUGAUUCCACGCCAAAUUUUGUGUUAAAUGGAAAGAUCAUGAAAGAUCAACCAGAAUAUUUUCAAGAGCAACAUGUUGCUUUUAAUUAAGAAGCCUGCUAGCAAACAAGCUCAUGUGGUGUUGUUUUAUUGUUGUCAGGUUUUGAAGCUUUUUAAAUUACUACACAGAACUCGGCAAGAAGUUUUUAGAAACGAUACCAGAGCCCUUGAAGCUGCAAGACAAAAGAUAAAUGAAGAAUUCAGGAAUAACCCAGAUGAGACAUCUGAAGAAAAGAUAAACGAGCUUCUGAAAAUAGCUUCAGAUGGUGAAGUGAUUCUCAGAACGUCUGUUGUUCAGGCGGUUCACAGAGAUUCUGACAAAAUGCUGCUCGUAGCCAGAAAAGAUCUGCUACAGGACAACACUCCUUACUUUGAUAAAACAACAAAAAAGCGUGACUCUUGAGGAAAAUAUACCCCUCUCCCCAGAAGUUUGAUAUCCUUUCAUGAGAUCUCUGAAAACCAAUCGCGGAUACCUGUUUUAAAGCUACAUCUUAAAAACCGUUAAAUAUUGUUAGCAGAAAAAUAGAAACUGAAACCAAGCCACGGAUUUUGUUGUGUGCUCUGAUACCGUCGUGCGCUUCGUCUGCGGAAGAUACGGAUACUUGCACAGAAACUCAAGAAGCCCAGUUAAUCUUAAAAAUACGCUGCUGAAUUGUGUUCCUUCAGCAGGGUCAUUUUUAAUUGUGACAGUCGUCAGGUUGUUUCCUAUCAAUCUGCGGUUUUCCAAGCUAAAUACACGAUAAAUGCAGUUUGUAGUCUUGAUAAUAUUUAUUUGUAAGUUUAUUGUCGGUCGUACGCUGCUUCGAAGAAAGGAGAAACCAUCUUGUGGCCUUUACCUUUAUACUUUGCACCAAAAGCAUGAUUUCUGAAGUUAACUGUGCGCCAAUAUCUUGUGGCGUUUGAGAGAGUUCUUAAGGUUUAUCUGAAUAAAUUGUUCAGGUUUUGCACAUGGCAGAGAGGGUGUAAUGUUUUUCUUCCGCCCCUCCAUGUUUGAAUGCGCAAGCAUGGCAGGGUUGGGGUUCUUGGCUGGCAGCAGAACAAGAACGCAGCCACAGCCACAGCCGAACUUCAGGGUGUUCGUUUAGCCCAUAUGGUUUAUGAAUGUCAGGGUUUUGUGCUACCUUGGGGUUAUAGACCGACUUACUGAGCCAUUUGCCAAAGAAAAGAAGCUUGUUGCUUAGUCACAAAAGAGCUGCCUUGCCUAGAGGGAUUUUUGGGCGAGUUUAUUUACUGAGCCCUUGUCCCUGCCUGUUUUUGGAAGGUAGCCUUAUUUGCUUCGUGUGCAAUUCAUGACAGCGCACGGCGGGGGGCGCUGCGCUGCGGGCAGGGCGCGGCGCGGCGCGGCCCCUCCCGGCGGCUCGGGGCGCGGCGGAGGAGGAGCGGGCGGCGGCGCGGCCGCUGGAACGCGAGGAGCUGCGGCGUUUCCCUCUCAAGUUGGAGCUAAUUGGGGAACUCUUCGGUGAGUAACUUGCUGCUUCAAGAAAGGACGAGAGUAACUGAAGUUGUGAAAGUCAGGUUCAUAUAACACUAGGGACCAAAGAAGCAUAUAUAACGUUUCUGUCGUGCUGGGACCAACCUUCUGAAAGAAGACUCUAAACUUUUUGCCUUCAAGUGACUUGUCCUGGGACUGACUUGUCUUUGGAGAAGAGCUUAACAGGGAGAAGAUUUUCAGAUUGGAACCAUUAUAAAUAAAACUAUUUAAAGAACUUGCUACCUGGAGACAGAUUGACAGAGUUAAAGUCCUGCUUUUCAUCGGUGUUUCCACUUCACACUGUAAACAAUGAGUGAGUUUUGGUUGUGUUUCAACUGCUGUAUUGCAGAACAGCCUCAGCCU